CUCCCAACCACUAGUUAUAUAGUGACGGAACGAUCAACGACAACCAAAAACCCCGCUUACUCCAUCUACCAGACUCUACAACUAUGAAGCCAGCAUAUUGAGUAUGACAUAACAUGGUCACAUGUUCAAUGCUUGCGGGUUGAUCCUUGUUGCGGCAUCUCAUCCAUAACAAUUCAUUUUCCCCUUUCAAAAUGCCCGAACCACAUCACAUUCAAUAACAACUGAUCACAAUGGCAAACGCUCUUCGUCGAAGAUCCCAUGCAAUUCAGCGUGCGCGAACCGGCUGCCUCACGUGUCGCGGCCGCAAGAAAAAGUGUGGUGAAGAGAAACCAACUUGUCGCGGCUGCAUCCGUAACAAGCUGGAGUGCGUUUGGCCUAAUUGCAUUACUGGAGCAAGACGCCAAAGUCAAGCAACGAAAGACGUCCCUUCUGAGUCCUCCCAAAAGUCUCCUCCUCUUCCAACACUCGAUCCGGCUCCGUCAAUAUCUUUACCAACGACCCCGGUUGAUGAAGUGAGAACUCCUGAAGACAACUCGACUACGUCAACACCGACCCUUGAUCCUACCUUCCUUGUGCAAGCAGGCGUACACGAUGAAGGCGAGACCGAUGGUCCGCAGUCGGAAUUUGUUGAUUUUGAAUUUCCAUACGUUCAUCCACAGUACGAAACGUCAAUCGUCAUCCCACAGGCCCCGUCUGUGAUGCCCCAGCUAAGCCAAGGAUCCUUCGAUCUACUAAGUCACUAUCUAUCAAGGACGGCCAACAGCAUGGGAAACGGCUCAACCGAAUCUAACCCCUUCAUAAUUCAGAUCGUUCCUCUGGCCUUUUCCAGUGAAUUAAUUUUGCGCCUGAUUCUUACACAAAGCGCCGCCCAACGUGCUCUUUCCGCACCUGAACCUGCACACGUGGAAGCAACAGAGCAUUACACCACUUCACUAGGACUCUUCCGUAGUGCUGUAGAGCAUUUUAUUGCUGGUAGCCAGACUGAUAGUCUUAUCAUUGCUGCCGGAGCACUCAUCUUGUGCUUCACUGAGACGGCAAGAGGCGAUACUCAGGGCAUUAUAUUCGAUCAUUUGACAGCUGCGCAAACGACCUUGAGCAUGAUAUCGGUAAACCCUCUUUACAGCGAGCAGCUGCUUCUCUCUCCCGAUAUCGCAAAAGAGGCUCGAGCACUCGUGGAGUCCCACUAUGUUGGCCAUCUCUGUGGAUGUUGGCUGGAAUUACUCCUCUUCAUACCGCAGAUAUUUGAACUUCGCCGCAAGAUAGUAACGACACACGAUACCACUCUCCCAAUUCAACUUGGCGCUGAUGAAAUCAUUGAGUUCUCGGAGGUUUACCACCGCAUUCUACGGUUCAUUCCAGAUAUUACCUCACGCUCCGAUACAUACCAAGCAUGUUUUGUUUUUCAAAAGGCUGUUAUUCUGUAUCACUUGACUGUUCUCGAGAACACAGUAUCACCUUCAACUGGAGCGCACCGGAAUUUAAUCAAUGACACCAUAGCAGAUUCUAUGGGCCACCUGGAAUGCAUAUCAUCUAGCUCUCGCAUCAAUACGAGUUUAUGCUGGCCACUUGCUGUCAUUGGAUCAUGUUCCGAUGAUGAAGUAACGCAAUCAUACAUUCGUACUAGACUACAGAUCAUGUCUGGAGUGGUCGGACUUGGCAACAUCGACAAAACCUUGACAUUGUUAGAGUACAUGUGGUGUCAUCCUAAUCUAGCACGGAGUCCUUGGACAAUAUGCGAUGCGAUGCAAGAGGCUGAAAUGUGGUUUUCAUUUGCAUGA
This is a messenger RNA of Aaosphaeria arxii CBS 175.79, 1778 nucleotides long. RefSeq lists its product as uncharacterized. The record is from RefSeq and is a predicted model, not a curated record. The transcript is spliced from 3 exons. NCBI's taxonomy places the organism in Eukaryota, Fungi, Ascomycota, Dothideomycetes, Pleosporales. Gene Ontology annotation, cellular component: nucleus. Gene Ontology annotation, molecular function: DNA-binding transcription factor activity, RNA polymerase II-specific; zinc ion binding; transcription cis-regulatory region binding. Gene Ontology annotation, biological process: positive regulation of transcription by RNA polymerase II. The coding region runs from base 231 to 1778 and encodes 515 amino acids.